CUGACAUUGACGUUUUGCAACACUUCAAGUGGUAUGCCAAGAGGUGAAGACAAGGCACUAAGAUGGCCUUGACUUUGGCAGACCGAGCCAUUGGGGCCAUUAUUGGGGCAGCAGUGGCAGAUGCAGCAGCCCAGCCCAUGCAUUGGAUCUACAAUCCAGACCAGCUCAAAGAAGUUCUGUCUGAUCUGGAGCCCUGUCCUGAAUUUAGGCCUCAGUCAGCAAAUCCUUUCUACCGCAGGUUGACUGGCGAGCAGACCUGCUAUGGAGACCAGGCAUAUGUCCUUCUGGAGUCACUGAGCCAGUGUGGAGAUGUUAAUGUGGAAGACUUGACCAAGCGCAUCUACAAAUUCUUUGGCCCAGGAACAGUGUACGACCUGCCCCUCAAUGAUCCUUACAGGAAGAAAGGAGGUCCUAAAGCCAUCCUCCCUAUAGCUGGCCCAUGGAGAAAUGGGAGUCUGAAAGCUUUCUUCAGAAAUGUGGAUGCCGGCAAAGAAGAAACUGGCUGUGAUGUGGACUGUCAGAUGGACGGUGUCACUAAACUGGCUCCAGUGGUGGCAAUGUACGCUGGGCGACCUGAGAUGCUUGAGAAAGUGGAGAAAGCCAUACGGGUGACCCAGAACAAUGACAUGUGUGUUGCUGUGACACUGGCUGCAGCGAGGUUUGUGGAGCAUUUCAUUCUGAACGGUCCAGAUCCCAAUGCCUUGGAUGCAGUUCUGGCUCAGCUGAGUGACCCGAAGAGACAAAACCCCCAGGAGCUGGACCUGGCUGUCAUUGCGCAUAUUCACCAGGUGAAGGACAACCUAGCCAAGACAUCCCAACAGCUCAUACCUGCUGUGUUCACAAACACAUGAGGUUUGCCUGGUGCGUUCCAGGGAGCGCUUCAUGGAGUCCUGAAGCUGAAACAGCUGGAUGAAGCAGUCAGGGACACCAUGCGCUGUGGGGGAUGCACCGCCAGCCGAGCCUCCUUCAUAGGAGCCUGUUUUGGGGCGCAGACUGGUCUCCAGGGAAUCCCAGAGUCUUGGAGGAAAAGGACACUCCGAUACCCUCUGCUGCUUGAGCUGGCUGAAAAUGUGGUCCAAAAAAGUCAGCAAUUGUAGUUCAGCUUUGCUUUUGCCUAUCAAGUAUUUAUGGGAUGUGGAUAAUCAAAGCUACUUUAGAGGACUUUCACAAGUUGCAGAUGUGCUUUGACACGACAAUCCAUGACAGUCUCAUUCUAAAGUCUUGAACUGAAUGAAACUCGAAGCCAUGUGCUCUGUCAAAGUUGCAUCAUGUAUGACUGUGAAAGUCUGUGUUAGGAAUUUAUCUUUUGUGUUGAGGACAUGAAAUAUAUUAUCCUCAAAGGCUGCAUUGUAAACAACGUCAAAAUAAAGAACCUCUCUG
Plectropomus leopardus (leopard coralgrouper) is the source of this 1380-nucleotide messenger RNA. Its product is annotated as crystallin J1A-like. The record is from RefSeq and is a predicted model, not a curated record. NCBI's taxonomy places the organism in Eukaryota, Metazoa, Chordata, Actinopteri, Perciformes, Serranidae.